Molecule: messenger RNA, 1259 nt
Organism: Moneuplotes crassus
Lineage: Eukaryota; Ciliophora; Spirotrichea; Euplotida; Euplotidae
Source: the annotation of a GenBank genome assembly
AUGGAUAAUAGCAUUUUGACGAAAAAAGAGCUUGAUGAAAUCAUGGCUAAAUCUCCAGAUGAGAUGACCCAACCAGAGAUCAAGAUUUGGAGAGCACAAGUAUUAAAAUCUUUAGAUGAAACAACAAGAAAAUGUGAUGAGACAUUAAAGAAAACAAAGGAAAGUAAGAAAAUACUAGAUGAAAGUCUAAGCCAAAGCGAAAACUUGAGUGAAAAAUGGAAAAGUUAUGAGAACCGGUUUAACCAUGCUAUGAAAAAUUUAGUGUUACAGAUAGGAAAACAGAUGGUUUUGACGCCAUUGGAGCCAAUUAAAGAAGAGCCUGCAUAUGAGCCAGAGAAAAUGUCUCCCCUCGAUGCCUCCAAACUCCUCAAACACAAACGCAACAUCAUCAUUCUCACCGGUGCCGGCCUCUCUGCUGCCAGUGGAAUCCCCACUUUCAGAGGUAAUGAUGGUCUCUGGACCAAGAAAUACAAAUAUUGUGAUAGUGCAGAAGACUUUGCUACGCUUAGGAAUUUUAAGGAGCAUCCAGAAGCUUUAUGGGAGUGGAUGCAUUAUCGUUUGGAGCUCUGUAAGCAAGCUGAGCCAAACGAAGGCCACAAAACUAUUUUGCAAUUUCAAGAAUAUUGAAAGUUAAACGGAGUCAAGUGUCAUUUGAUCACUCAGAAUAUUGACGGGCUCCAUACAAGACUGGCUAGACAGUCAGAAGUGCUCGCUGUCGAAGAAACCAAGCAAGGCGACCCCAGCCACGGCUUCACUGACUGAGUGUUCGAAAUCCACGGCAACCUCAACUACUCGAGGUGUUUCGCAGAGUGCUCGAAAGACCUGAAAGAAGUGCAGACUCCGAAGUCUGAACUGAGUUCGGAAGAACAGAUACCGAAGUGCGAAGAAUGUGAAAGCAUAAUGAGGCCACAUGUGUUGUGGUUUGAUGAAUGAUACACUCAAGAGCUACAUCGGGUAGAUGAAGUUAGGUCUAUUCUAGAUAGUGAAAUUGAUGCUCUUAUCAUUGUUGGUACCGCUCUCCAAACUAGCUUGGCAAGUAAUAUAGUUUCCCAUUGUUUGAUGAAAAACAUUCUUACAAUUGAUAUCAACGUUGAACCAGCAUGCCACUUUGGAUCAGUUGUUGAGGUAUGAGGGAAAUCUGAAGAGACUUUACCCAUCCUAUUUUCCCCAUUUAUCUCAAAAAAAUCAUCCAAAUCAUCAUAAACUAGCCAUAAUAUCACUUCAAGCUAUCAUGAAUCUUAGAAAGCUAUCAAAGAGAU